AUGGAACAACAAGAAAAGAUUAUCAAAUUAUUGGCAGAAUUUUUUCGUCGAGAUACUAAACGUAUUCAAGGUGCAAUUUUAAUUGGAUCGUUUGGAAGAGGAGAAGGUUCACCAGCAUCCGAUAUCGACAUUGAAUUGCUUAUUAUAGAAGAUAAACUAGAUAUUGAUGAAUUUACCAAUGAUGUUAUACAACUAUUUAAUCAUACAGAAGAAUCAUUAGUUGUAAAACAUACAAUUUGGCUUGCAAAUCAACGAAAACUUGCUCUUUAUCAUGGACCACAACUUAUACUCACUGAACUUUAUCUUUAUACUCAACUAUCUCAAUUUAAUAAAUAUUUUCUUAGUUCUCGACUAACCGAUUUACGUAAAUGUAUUUUAGUUGAUCGACAAGAUUUAAUUCGUCAACAUCUCGAAUAUAUUCUUACUUUACCAUAUGAUAAUCGAAAUGAUCUAAUUCGUGAAUUAAUAACUAAUAUUUUAUUUCAAUUAGAAUCAACGUCAUCUGCUAGACGACGUAAUGAUGCAUACAAAUUCUAUUUUAUUUAUAAUAUUACUUUACAUGCACUUGUCAGACUUGUUUAUGUAUUAGAUGGUAAAAUGGAAUAUAAUUAUAAUCCUCCUCAAUCUAUUGUCAAUUCAGACUUGUCAUCGACAAUGAAUUUAGAUAAGAGUGAAUUACAUUUGAAAAAUCUUAUUAAUUUUUUCUUAGCACAACUUGAUCGAAUUAAGAACGUUGAAACAGUAUUGGUGAAAAAAGCUCGUGAUUUCUGUCAAGAUCUUUUAAAAAGAGAUUCUAUAUCGUAG
Molecule: messenger RNA, 804 nt
Organism: Rotaria sordida
Lineage: Eukaryota; Metazoa; Rotifera; Eurotatoria; Philodinida; Philodinidae
Source: the annotation of a GenBank genome assembly